Molecule: messenger RNA, 996 nt
Organism: Daldinia vernicosa
Lineage: Eukaryota; Fungi; Ascomycota; Sordariomycetes; Xylariales; Hypoxylaceae
Exons: 3
Coding region: 241-942 (233 amino acids)
Source: RefSeq, a predicted model, not a curated record
UGUUGACGAACCUAUAAAUCCUUGUAGUGGGUUUUAUGGAGAAUAGCUUGGGUCUCGUACGAUAAAACUAGAAGAAAGACACUCUUCCGUUCGCAUCUUAUUCGAGCCUACAGAAGUUUCAAGGUGUUAAAAAAGCUAUUAUUACCUACCUACCUAACGUAUAAUUUUCAGCUUCAGCUAUAUAUAAAUCAUCUACUUGUAAUAAGGGCCUAGUAGCACGAAAGUCGUGUCCGGCGAAGUAUGGCUGGAGAUCCUUAUUUAGGACGUGUAAUUACAGCUUUCGAAGGCGGAAUAACUACGCGUGUGAUCACUCACCCUUCUCAUCCUAACCGAGCCUUCACUUACGACGUGACCUUCCUUCUCCAGCAUCCACGGGUCGUGGCAGUCGCGUCGCAGAAGCCACCGCUACACUUCCACCCACAUCAGGAGGAAUAUCUCCAGGUGCUCGAAGGAAGUCUAGCCGUAGAAGUUGAAGGCAAGGAACGCAUUCUUGUUCCCGAUGAUGGUGAGGUUGUCCUUCGUCCGUGGACAAACCACAGGUUGUACUCGCCGGUUACCAAGGACACAGACGAGAAGUUAAAGGUGACGAGAUUCUUACUUUCGGCUCAGAGUACCCCUGAACUAUUCAAGCUUGAUACUGUCUUCUUUGAGAAUUGGUAUGCAUACCAAGACCAAAUUGUUGUCAAGGGCGAGAGGGUCGACUUGAUUCAGGUUAUGAGUAUGUUUGAUGCGGGUGGUUCUUACCUUUCACUCCCACGCUGGAUACCGUUCAGCAAGACGUUGGCGUAUGCUUUGGGUGUUGUACUAGGUAGAUGGUUAGGAGGCAUUCUAGGAUACCAACCGUUCUAUCGUAAGUGGACUACAGAUUGGCAAUCAGCAUGCCACAAGAUGGAGAUGUCUAUCUUUCAAAGGCGGUUUGCAGAUCGAACCAAGACUGAAUAGAGGAGUACCUCUCAGUUUUACUUUACUGUACAUGUAGAAUCUUGGAAAUUUCCU